This is a messenger RNA of Aplosporella prunicola CBS 121167, 1515 nucleotides long. RefSeq lists its product as uncharacterized. Lineage: Eukaryota; Fungi; Ascomycota; Dothideomycetes; Botryosphaeriales; Aplosporellaceae. Gene Ontology annotation, molecular function: protein binding. The transcript has a single exon. The record is from RefSeq and is a predicted model, not a curated record. Bases 1 to 1515 code for a protein of 504 amino acids.
AUGUCAUUUCCAAAUUCACCAGACACUGAUCAAUACAAGAAAGCGUCGCUUCUAGCUCUCGCGGACGAGCUCCUGCUCAUGAUUUUGGAUGGGCUUCCACUCAAGGCUCUGAAGGCAUUCGCCCUGACUUGCGAUGCCAUGAACAAGGUCGCCAGUAGUUUACUCUACGAAACCGUAAAACUCCGUCUCUAUAGUCCGGAUCUUACAAAGCUCAACAAAUUCGUUCGACUAGUAUGCACGCUAUCUUUAAGCAAGCGCGACCUUGGCCCCAACGUCAAGUAUAUGAAACUUAACUUCCACUCUGCCAGAAACACGGAUAUUCUUGCAGGCCAGCGCGUGCCGGAGGAGGAUCUUAAGCAGAUUUUGUCAAAAGAGUUUGCCGAUGGCCUCGAAGGACUUGUCCUUGAUGUACCCGACUUUGUUGAAAAGCUUAGUCGUGGUCUUCCACUGGCAUAUUACAGGCUUCUACUACUCUCCUGUUCCAACAUACGCGGCAUUUCAAUCAAAACAAAUCACCCGAUCGACGACAUCUGGUACUUCAACUUGAGCCUAUCACAGAACCAAGAACGGUAUAAACACAUAGAGCAGCUAAAUUGGUAUUUCGAUGGGGACUUCGAUGAACGUGCGAACGCAAAUGAUCGCAUGUUGUCAAGGUUAGGGCAACUGCAAUCUCUAAGCACGCUAAAAAUUGUAUUGAAUGUCCAGUGGGAGUCCUUUGGUUCCUCUCGAUUCCCUUUAGGCCACCUUCGCCACCUGGACCUCAUGGCAUGCGAAGCACCUCUUAAAUCACUGCAAAACCUACUCACGUCAACGCCAAAAUUAAUUUGUCUGAGGUUGGACCUAGUAGAAAACUUCAUGUCGCCCAAAGUCGACAGUCCGGAGGGGUUGUGCCAUAUCUUUGCUCAAACCCCCAAACACGUCACGCCCACUGAUCCAAUAUAUGCAGAGAAGGCAUGGCAGGCAAGCCUUCAAUCCCUUGCCAUACAAGUAAGGCCCCGGCGCUCUACCUCUAGAAAACAACCCCACCCUCCAAAUUGGCCAGGCUUCGGUAGAGGCAUUGGCUCUCUUAAGCACUUUUCAAGUCUCACGUAUUUGGAGGCCACGUCGGGGUUACUAUAUGGGAACGACCUACAGGCACCACCCAUACUCAACAGGGCCUUCCCAGAUAGUUUGAAAUGUCUUUGGUUGGACCGGUGCGAAUUCCUGAUAGAGAUGAGAUCCGCUGGCGAUCCCUUGCAAUAUUGUGAUAUUGCCAUUACUAUGAAACACUACGCGGAACGCCAGACACGAUUACCGAAUCUCAAGAGACUCGGUCUGGACCCAGAGAUAUAUUAUCGCGUGGAUAUAAAAGAGUAUCACAGGUACCAUGGAAUUCUGUCGUCUAGCCUCCAGCAGUGUGGAAUGGAGCUUGUGGACCAUAUUCGUAAUCAGUGGUGGGAUAGACCGGACCUCUUUCAGACCUUCGAGAAAGGAAAGAACCUCCCUUUUUCGUUCAACUGGGCCCAACCACAUUGA